This is a messenger RNA of Pelobates cultripes (western spadefoot toad), 36401 nucleotides long. The record is from the annotation of a GenBank genome assembly. Lineage: Eukaryota; Metazoa; Chordata; Amphibia; Anura; Pelobatidae.
AGCCAUGCUUUUAGAUGAUCGUGGUUUUAAAUCUGUUUUCUGCUGGUUAAUCCAUGAAUGGCAUGGUCUUAAUCUUCUCGUCCUGUAAUGAGACAUUAAAACCCAAAGAGAGUGUUUUCACAGAUGACUUCCAACACAUGCUGUACAGUACGACUGCUCCGAGCACCCUGAAAACGUAAGUACAAAAGUAGAUUUUAAUGAAGCUAAUGUACUCAGGGAGUAGAAAGUAGAAAGAGGUUCAUAAUAUAAGGUUAUUACAAUACAUUUCAAGAACUGGCAGUUUGAUAUAAUGGAAGACUGACAGAACUAAUCAGUGCUUUAUUCAAAGGAAUAGUUUAUCUAUAAUUCUUCUACAUGGCCUAUUCUAUUGGCAAUCAGUACUAUGGAGUUCACUGAAAAAGGGAAUCCUAUAUAGAUUGGGAUAUGAAGUUUUCAGCAUUAAAGUGUAGUCUUUAGUUUAUCAAUAAGAAAAGUAUUAAACCAAAAAAAUAAAAAAAUUACAAAUAGGCAUAUUUCAGAUCCAUCCCAUGCUUUCACAUAAUGUGAGAUAGACAGACAGAGGCAGGAGACAGAUACUAUUAUGACAAAAUUAGCAAUAUUUAAUUGCUAGGCAACAAAUAGUAGAAAAUACAUUUAUUAUGAUAUGAAUAUGUGGAAAGUCUGCAUCCCAUUAAUACAGUUAAUAUUUAAGGUAAGAGGUAAAUAAAUGUAUGCCUCUACAGAAAGCAUAGUGUUAAAAUAUUGUAAGUCAGUGGUUUCCAAACUUUUUAGGUUCAAGGCACUCUUAUUAUUUCAAUAUUUUUUAAAGGGGCCCCAAGUCAAAAUUUGUUUUAGGUUGCAUACAUGUACAGCGCUGCGGCAUACACUGUUCAGCAGAAAUAUUUCCCUGACAAGGGCAGAUCCUUAACCUAAUCUCAGGAAGGGCACUAGUAGAAUAUUUAAAGAAACAAUCCAGGCACAAUAACCACUACAGAACUCUGUAGUUGUUAUGGUGCCAGGAGUGCUGUGGUGCCCUCCCAGGGUAAGUAGUCAAACUGUUUAAGAACAGUUUGACAACUUACCUGGGGUCUCUUGGGAUAUGUGGCUAUAGUAAGGGAUAGGUGCAGUAGUGUGUGAGGGGUGCAAUGUAUGUGUGUGAGGGGUGCAAUCUGUGGGGGAGGUUAGAUGUGUGUGUGAGGGGUUCAGUGUGUGUGAUGGGUGCAGUGUGUGUGGGGGGGUGUAUUGUGUUUGUGAUGGAUGUAGUGUGUGUGUGAAGGAUGUUGUGUGUAAGGGGUGCCUUGUGUGUGUUGUGCAGUGUGUGCACGAGGGGUACAGUGUGUACAUGAGGGGUACAGUGUUUGCAUGAGGGGUACAGUAUGUUUAUUGAGAGGUACAGUAUGUGUAUUUAGGAGUACAGUGUGUGUGUGGGGACAGAGUGUGUUUCAGGGGACAGUGUGUGUGUGUGGGCGCAAUGUGCGUUAGGGGUACUGUGCGUGUGUAUGGGGGCAGUGUGUGUGAGGGGUACAGUCCAUGUGUAUGGGGGCAGUAUGUGUGAGGGGUACAGUCUGUGCGUAUGGGGGGCAGUGUGUGUGUGGGGGGUAGAGUGUGUGUGUAUGAGGGCAGUGUGUGUGAAGGGUACAGUGUGGGUGUUUUGUAUGUGUGAGGGGGUACAGUGUGUGUGUGUGUUUGGGCGGCAGUUUGUGUGUGUAUGGGGGAAUUAUUGUUGGUCUGUGGGGGUAGGACAGGAGAUUAAUACAUAUAAACUUUUUUUAAUUAAAAAAAUUAUAAUAAUUUUCAUAUCCUCCCUCCCUUUUUACCUUUGCCUGUGGGAGAUGGGGGGGUGGAGGAGGGCCGUAAAAGACAAUCCUUUGGGGUGGAGAAGCCCUGGUGGUCCCAGUGGUGAGAGUGAACUCUAGCAGUUCCUGAGGUACCGUGGUAACUGUGGCAAGGCUUCGAGCUCACAGGAGGAGAACCUGGCGCAGCUGCAGGUUAGAGCUACCCCAGGUCAUCUCUCCCUCCCCUGCCAGCUGCCAGCAUUACACUGCUAGCGGGCUGGAGAGGAAGAUCUCUGAUCUCCCUUCCGGUCGUGCAGAGCCGGCAGGGUAGAGUGAGGCACGGUUUCCGGUGGUAUGUUCCCCUGGGUGGAAACAGCUGUUUUAUGUGUAGGAUUAAUACAAUAAGCUGGAUAACAUAUUUUAAGUACCUGAUUGGAGUCCAAAUGCAAUCUUUCUAAAAUCUGAAUGGUUCAUGAUUUUGUUAGAUAGUUACAUAGCUGAAAAGUCAUACAUCCAUCAAGUUCAGUCAUUCUCACAUUUGUUUUUGCUGAUGAUCCAAAAGAAGGCAAUAAACCCAGUCCGAAAUGAUUUCCAAUUUUACAACAAACUAGGAAAAAAAUACUUUUUGCCCCAGAAUGGCAGUCAGAUCUACCCCUGUAUAUUAUGUUUUUGCAAGUAUUUAUCCAAUUGCUGUUUAAACAUCUGUAUAGACUCUGAUAAAACCACCUCUUCAGGCAGUGAAUUCCACAUCGUUAUUAUUCUUACUGUAAACUAAAUCGACUUUCUUCCAGUCUAAAUGAGUGACCUUGUGUCCUAUGUAUAUGAUUUGCAUAUGUCAUGAUUUAUUUAACAAAAAUAAAGCCAAAAUGGAGAAGCCAUGUGUGAAAAAACUAAGUACACAUUAUGAUUCAAUAUCUUAUAGAACCACCGUUAGUAGCAAUAACUUGAAGUAAUCUUUUUCUGUAUGACUUUAUCAGUACCUCACGUCACUGUGGAGGAAUUGUGGCCCACUCUUCUUUACAAUGUUGCUUCAGUUCAUUGAGGUUUGCUGGCAUGUGUUUAUGUACAGCCCUCUUAAGGUCCCACCACGGCAUUUCAAUUGGGUUGCGGUCUGGACUUUGACUGGGCCAUUGCAACAACUUGAUUAUUUUCUUUUUCAGCCAUUCUGUUGUAGAUUUGUUGAUGUGGUAGGGAUCAUUGUCCUGUUGCAUGACCCAAUAUCAGUCAAGCUUUAGCUGUGGGACACAUGGCCUCACAUUUGACCAUAGAAUACUUUGGUUGACUCAAUGACUGCAAAGUUCCCAGGUCCAGUGGCUGCAAAACAAGCCCAAAUCAUCACCCCUCCACUACCUUGCUUGGAAGUAGGUACGAGGUGUUUGUGCUGAUAAUGAUAUGUUGGGUCCUUGUAGUCCUGUGUAGUAGGAACAAACAUCUCUAAUUUGGUCUCGUCUGACAUUGUUCUAGAAGUCUUGGGGUUUGUUCAGAUGCUACUUUGCAAACCUACGCCAUACUGCUUUGUUUUUUUUAGAGAACAACCCCUCCAAACAGGCCAUACUUGUUCAGUCUUUUUUUAAUUGUACUGUCAUGAACAUUUUAACAUGCUAACUGUGGCAUGAAGGGUCUGAGAUGUAACUCUUGUUAAUUUUUUUGUAUUUUCUCUGAACAUUGCAUGGUCUGACCUUGGGGUGAAUUUGUUGGGACAUCUAUUCCUGGGAUUAUUGGCACCUGUCUUGAAUGUUUUCCACUUUUGAAUAAUCUUUCUAACUGUAGAAUUAUGGAGUUUACAUGGUUUUGAAAUGGCCUUAAAACCCUUCCCAGUUUGAUAGGCAGCAACAAUUGCUCUAAGAUCCUUGCUGAUGUCUAUCCUCCUUAGCAUUGUGUUAACACACACCUGAAUGUUCCAGACCAGCACACUGCUAAAACCUUGGCAUUUAUGGACGUGGUCACACUUGCUGAUGAUCAAUUAAUCAAUGGCAUUUUAUUAACAGCACCUAUCUGCUACUUAGCCUCUUAAUUCCUAUGGAAGCAGCAAGGGUGUACUUAGUUCUUCACACAUGGCUUCUCUACGUUGCCGUUAUUUUUGUUUAAAAAAUCCAGACACGGUAUAAUAUGCUAUGUGUUGUUAUUCAUUUUCCCCAGUCAUGGUGGUGUAACUUUUAAUAUCAAAUGUUUUAUUGAUUAAGAAUAAUGAAAAAAAUAGAACAGAGGAUUAUUACGAAGGAGUUGGUAAUUUUCUCCAGAAAGCUUUUAAAAUAUUUACAUUUCAUUAAGAAGAUGUACAAAUAUUAGUGGAAAGACUUUUAUUAAAAAUAUAUAUAUUUUUUGUGAGAAAUUACAUAUUUCUUGCUAUAUUAAAAGGUAAGGCCGCAUAGCUUAAGUACAAUAUCCUAUUCUGCUAAUAGUCUUUCAGUUGAUAGUGAAUGAUUUUGCCUACAGAAAGCAGCAUAGUUUAACAUGUGCUCCCGGGGGGUGUUUAUUGGAAAGGCUGUCCCACCAGAUUUUGUUGUUUCCUAUGCACAUGCUUUACCAUCACCAUCACUAAAAACAGCAACUGCCUUUUCGAUUUUUGAUGUUUUAGCCACUUGCAAACUAAAGAUGGUCAUUCCUUAAUAACAAUCUUGUAUUCAAAGUGUGUAUUCCAAAACGGAAAGUCCUUUUCCUUUAACCCCUUAUGGACACAACUUUUGGAAUAAAAGGGAAUCAUGACAGAAUAUUUCCGUCAUGUGUCCUUAAGGAUUUAAAGAAUGCAAGGCUUUGUAGUGCUUCAAAAGUUAAAUGACCAGAAUAAACCAAGCUGACAUAAAGUGCAGAGAGAACAGACUGCAAUGCCAGUAAACAUGGUGGUCCUGGUCCUUAAGGGGUUAAUGUUUAUUUAAUGUGAAUACCACACAGAGAAAUCUAACUUUAACCAUUCAUGUGCAUUCCCAUUUUACACGAUUAAUGUUCAUAUUUUCCCACUUGUUAUGCAAAUCUGAUUAUUUUUGCAAGGUUAGAAAAAUUAUUCCAUUGGUCCUACAAGGUGAUUAUUCUAAGUAUUACUGUAGUUGCACGGCAUGUGUAGUGAUAAAAGUGCCCCAGACACUCUAGAUGGUACAGACCUGCCUGGCUGAGAAUGAUAGUAGCUGUAGUCUCCAGACUGUGGCAUGCAAUGAUAUAUCUGCUGUAUGUCAAACUACCCAUAAUGACUCUCUUAAAUCCCGUAACUUUAACCAUAGCCCAAAACCACAACUAUCCAUAAUCCCUUUCAUAAUAUAAAUGUGUUUUAAAACUAUGAAAUGGCACCAUUUAACUGUCCCGUUGUGAUUGUUGGAUAGAAUGUGCAAUAACUUUAUAUACUGCAUUAUAACAGUAAAUCACUAAUCACUAAUCACUAUUUUUCUUGUAUUAGCCAAUUUGUCACAAUAAUCCAGUAUAAACUAUUUCUCAGGCUUCACUUUGACAUUGGACAAGUAUUUAAAACGGCUAACUAUUUUUGGGUAAACUUCUAAAACUGAUUUAAUAUUAUUAUAUCUUUUACUGCUGUAAUAUUUUGAUAAAUUUUGGUUAAUUUAUAUUUUUUUAUAUCUGAUAUAUUUUUUGAUAUUUUAGUAGGUUGAACAAAUUGUUUUAAAAAAGUUUAUCAAAAAUAUUAAACAAUCGCCUAGGUUUUGGAACCUAUAAAGUGCUGUACAUCCAUCGUUAUGCAUAUAUAAUACUUCUUAUAAUAAUUAGUAACAUUGCUAUGGCCUUAACUAAGAACACAUAUGUUAUAGACCAAUUCAUUGCAAUUUCAUAAAGUGAAAACUGGCAUUACCAGGAAUUGUGGGAAUUUACAGUGUAUUUCAGAUCUGAGGUUCACAUUCUCCAAUUCCCUUUUGUUUUCAGUUUGGCUAAUUUGGACUAAAAUAUGAAUAACGCAAAUAGAGGGCUUUCUUCUUAUAAGUGAAUUGAUAUCCAACUUGCAAAAAUUACCCACAAUAUCCCCAAGUCUGAAAUAUUCUCCAAUUUCAUUUCAUAGACUGGUCUCUAUUUUGCAAUUCUGAGUCAUUUCACCCUAAUUUCUUUUUAUUGAAUAACCCUUUAAAGUAUAAUUAAUUUAGCAACAAAGAGACCCAUUCUGAUUUAGGUGGUUUUAUCUAUAUUUAAAUACACAGUUACAUAGUUACAUAGUUACAUAGUUACAUAGCUGAAAAGAGACUUGCGUCCAUCAAGUUCAGCCUUCCUCAGAAAUGUUGUUGCUGUUGAUCCAAAAGAAGGCAAAAAACCUGGUCUGAAGCACUUCCAAUUUUGCCACAAACUAGGAAAAAAUUCAUUCUUGACCCCAAAAUAGCAGUCAGAUGUCUCCUUGGAUCAAUCAGCUAUUACCCCACUAAUUAGAAAUUAUAUCCCUGUAUGUUAUGUUUUUGUAAGUAUUUAUCCAAUUUCAGUUUAAACAUCUGUAUGGACUCUGACAAAACCACCUCUUCAGGCAGAGAAUUCCAUAUCCUUAUUGUUCUUACUGUAAAAGUAUACAGUAAGUAGCUGUAUAUCAGCUGUAUAUCAGGAAACGCUAUUACGGACAUGUAAGAUAGACCAGAAAAUAUUUAUAGCCAAUAGCAGUUUUGUAAAGCUGGGUGCCUGCAUUUGGUCACAUUCCCACAAGCUUUCUGGCAAACAGAAGAGGUCAGUGGAAACUAGCGAGUGUGCCACAUACUUCAUUUUGUAUUAGGUGCUGGAACAUUACUUUAUGUGAAGGGAUAUUAAGAGAUUUAAUGCAGGUUUUUGGCUAGGAGGGUUCUCUGAGGCUAAGACUCCCUUAUCUGUGAUUACCUUCUUUUUAUCCCUACAAAAUACCAAGAAGCAGCAGAUUUACAAGACGGAAUCAGAAAAGACUCAGGCGUUCCUAGACUAACAUUGAGCAGAUGGUGUGAGAGAUGUCACAUAUUGCACUGGUAUGCCAGUCGCUGUAUGUAAAUGAAUUGUAGAUUAACUGGCUGCAAAUUUGUGCAUUGUGUGACUCUUUUCAUCUGAUGGAGCUUUGUCCAUUAAAAUGUAUCAGGAAUGCUGAGUUGGUGAUGCAUGUGAAUGGACACCUUACAGGAGCUAUAUACCUGUAGUAUGUUAUAUUAACCCCUUAAGGACACAUGAUGGAAAUAUUCUGUCGUGAUUCCCUUUUAUUCCAGAAGUUGUGUCCUUAAGGGGUUAAAUGAGAAAAUAUUCAGAGACUGAUUGCAACUGCACCUCUCUCUCAACUUCCCCAUAUUUAUUUCUAUACCUACCACAUUUUUUUUUUAUCAAUUCUACCAGCUUACCCACAUUGAUUUUUACCCUACCAAAUGUAUUUAUCAAUUUCUACCAUCUUUCCCACAUUUAUUUCUAUGCCUAUCAAAUGUAAUUCUCUCAUCUUCUUUAUAUUCGGCAUUACCCUUUUAACAUGCAGGCCAUACUUAUUUAGUCUCUCUCCUGUAUUCUUCUUAUGUAUGUAUAACACCUAUUAUCUCACCAGUCUGACCUAUAUUGUUUCCAUACCUUUCAAAUUAUAUACUUUUCAUCCAAUUUAUAUUGUCUCCUCAUUCCUCCUGUUCAUAUUGUCUUCUUGCCAAUUAUCUUUAUAUUGUCUCCUCACCAGUUGUCUACUUGCUUAUCCUCUCCAUUUUGUCUCAACAUCCAUCCUCUUUAUAGUGAUAGAUAGCCCACCCUCUCCAAAUUGUUCCCAUGCCCAUGCUAUUCACAUUCCCUCCACAUCUAUCCUCCCCAUAUGUUCUACAAGCCCAUCCUCUCCACGUUGUCUCCAUCUCUAUCUUCUCCAUAUUGUCUUUACAUUGACUAUUCCCCCAUCCUCUCCAAAUUGUCUCCAUGUCUAUCAGUUCCACAUUCUCUACACAACCAUUCCCUCUGUAUUGUCUACUCACCCAUCUCUUUCAUAUUGUCCCCAUUUCUAUUCCCUCCAGAUAUAUCCCCCUCACUCCCUAUAAUAAUCUAUCUUCUUCCUCACUGUUGCUCCACACACGUCUCCUUCCACUUGUACACAUAAUAAUUCUUUCUAACAUAUUUUAAACGAAGACCUUCACUCAGGGCCGGACUGGGAAAAAAAUUCGGCCCGGGCAUUUUUUUAUCACAGCGGCCCACUAAGAAGGGGGCGGGGCAGAGAGGGUGUGUUUUGUCAUCACUCAUGACAAACACGCCCCCUCUCAAAGUGAGCAUGUUGGUUCAAUGCUCUUCCAGGGCAGACCAUGCACAGAGCUCUGCUGAAGAGCUCUAGCAUGAGAAAAAAGCCCUGUAUUUGUUCUGCACAGUGCAAGCAAAUUUAAUAACAUGCUUGCACUGUGUUUCCUUGCAACUUGUCUCUGGUGUCUCUAUAAAUGGAUACCAGGAGACAAAAGGGCCAGGAAAGAGUAUUGUGCAUGUGUUUGGAGCCUGCUUGUGGUAUUGCGUGUGUGCAGAGUGAGCUGGUCGUGGUGUGGUAUUGUGUAAUAAGGUCGGUUUUAGUCGUGUUGUGUUUGUGGUGUAAUGUAAUGCAUAUGUGGCUAGGGGCUGUAGAGAAUGUGUGUAUAGGGGAUAUAGCAAGUGUGUGCAUAUAGGCUAUAGUGUGUGUGUGUGUGUGUGUAUAGGUGAUGUAGUGUUUGUAGAGAGUGUGUGUUCAGGGAAUGUAGUAUGUGUUUGCUUACAAGGAAUCUAGUGUGCAUAUAGGGGAUCCAGAGUGUGUGUGUGUGUGUGUGUGUAUAUAUAUAUAUAUAUAUAUAUAUGUAUAUAUAUAUAUAUGAGUCUUAUGUGUGUUUGAAGGACCCAGACUAUGUAUAGGAGAUCUAGUGAGCGUGCGUAUAUAACGGAUUCAGAGUGUAUAUAGUGAUCUAGUGUGUGUAUGUGUGUAUAUGAUCCAGAGUUGGCUAAAGGAUCUAGUGUGUGUCUGGAAUGUAAUGUGUUUAGGGGUGCAGUGUGUGUGUGAGGGGUGCUGUGUGUGUGUGAGGGGUGUUGUGUGUAUGUGUAUAUAUAUAUAUAUAUAUAUAUAUAGUUUAUAUAAAUAUGUUUGGAAGUAUUGUGUAUGUGUGUGAUGCAGUGUAUCAGGGGGCUGUGUGUGUAUGUGUGGGGUGCAGUAUGUGUGUGUGAUGGAUGCUGUGUGUGAGGUGUGAUGUGUGUGCUGUGUGUGUGAGGGUGCUGUAUGUGAUUGAUUUGUGUGAGGGUGCUGUGAGUGUGGGUGCUGUGUAUGAUGUGUGUGAGAGUGUUGUGUGUGAUGUGUGUGAGUGUUGAGUGUGAUAGUGCUGUGUAUGAUGUGUGUGAGUGUUGAGUGUGAUAGUGCUGUGUAUGAUGUGUGUGAGUGUUGUGUGUGAUGUGUGUGAGUGCUGAGUGUGAUAGUGCUGUGUAUGAUGUGUGUGAAUGCUGAGUGUGAUAGUGCUGUGUAUGAUGUGUGUGAGUGCUGAGUGUGAUAGUGCUGUGUAUGAUGUGUGUGAGUGUUGAGUGUGAUAGUGCUGUGUAUGAUGUAUGUGAGUGUUGUGUGUGAUGUGUGUGAGUGCUGAGUGUGAUAGUGCUGUGUAUGAUGUGUGUGAGUGCUGAGUGUGAUAGUGCUGUGUAUGAUGUGUGUGAGUGCUGAGUGUGAUAGUGCUGUGUAUGAUGUGUGUGAGUGUUGAGUGUGAUAGUGCUGUGUAUGAUGUAUGUGAGUGUUGUGUGUGAUGUGUGUGAGUGCUGAGUGUGAUAGUGCUGUGUAUGAUGUGUGUGAGUGCUGAGUGUGAUAGUGCUGUGUAUGAUGUGUGUGAGUGUUGAGUGUGAUGGUGCUGUGUAUGAUGUAUGUGAGUGUUGUGUGUGAUGUGUGUGAGUGCUGAGUGUGAUAGUGCUGUGUAUGAUGUGUGUGAGUGCUGAGUGUGAUAGUGCUGUGUAUGAUGUGUGUGAGUGCUGAGUGUGAUAGUGCUGUGUAUGAUGUGUGUGAGUGCUGAGUGUGAUGUGUGUGAGAGUGCUGAGUGCUGGGUGUGAUAGUGCUGUGUAUGAUGUGUGUGAGUGCUGGGUGUGAUAGUGCUGUGUAUGAUGUGUGUGAGUGUUGAGUGUGAUAGUGCUGUGUAUGAUGUAUGUGUGUGAUGUGUGUGAGUGCUGAGUGUGAUAGUGCUGUGUAUGAUGUGUGUGAGUGCUGAGUGUGAUAGUGCUGUGUAUGAUGUGUGUGAGUGCUGAGUGUGAUAGUGCUGUGUAUGAUGUGUGUGAGUGCUGAGUGUGAUGUGUGUGAGAGUGCUGAGUGCUGGGUGUGAUAGUGCUGUGUAUGAUGUGUGUGAGUGCUGGGUGUGAUAGUGCUGUGUAUGAUGUGUGUGAGUGUUGAGUGUGAUAGUGCUGUGUAUGAUGUGUGUGAGUGUUGUGUGUGAUGUGUGUGAGUGCUGAGUGUGAUAGUGCUGUGUAUGAUGUGUGUGAGUGCUGAGUGUGAUAGUGCUGUGUAUGAUGUGUGUGAGUGCUGAGUGUGAUAGUGCUGUGUAUGAUGUGUGUGAGUGCUGAGUGUGAUGUGUGUGAGAGUGCUGAGUGCUGGGUGUGAUAGUGCUGUGUAUGAUGUGUGUGAGUGCUGGGUGUGAGAGUGCUGUGUAUGAUGUGUGUGAGUGCUGAGUGUGAUGUGUGUGAGAGUGCUGUGUAUGAUGUGUGUGAGUGCUGAGUGUGAUGUGUGUGAGAGUGCUGAGUGCUGGGUGUGAGAGUGCUGUGUAUGAUGUGUGUGAAGUGUGUGAGAGUGUUGUGUAUAAAUGUUGUGUGUUGGGGGUAAAUAAAUAAAAAAUUAAGUGGGGGAAAUAAACAAUAAAAAAAAAAUAAACAAAAAAAUAAACAAUAAAAAAACUAAGCAAAAAAAAAACAACUAAAUCCCCCCCUCCCUUCUUACCUUUAGCCUGGGGGGGGCAGGCCCGUGGUAGCUGGGAUGGGGGGGGGCACAGGCACUCGUACACGAUCCCUGGCGGUCCAGUGGUGAGUGAACACUCUCGCGAGAUCGGGGUGUUGCCCUGGCAACGCUCCCGAUCUCGCGAGAUGAACCCGGCGGAGCUGCAAGAUAGAGCUCCGCCGGGUCCUCUCCCUCCCUCCCCAGCCACAGGUCUGUUUAAAUGGGCCGGUGAGGGAGCUCUUUGAUCUCCCCAUCGGCCCUCCAUGGAAGACAGCGGGGCCGGCGCUCGGAUAGUGCCGGCCCUGCAUAGACCGGCAGGGGAGAUCCUGGGACCUCCCCUGCCGGCCUCGGCCCCACGGCCACCGCGGCCCACCGGGCAUUUGCCCGCUGUGCCCGAUGGCCAGUCCGGGCCUGCCUUCACUCAACAAACCUAGAGAGAUGGUGGUGCAUAGCUACCAGCUUGUACAAAUAUGUUUCAGCAAACAACUGUUGUUCUGUAAUAUACAUGAAUGCACAAUACUAAAACACGUGAUAAUGCUCCCUUCAUAGUGGUACAUUCUCAGAAUUAUAUAGGGCAGUGGUAAGUGGUGCCCUAGGCUGUAGGUUGGUAACAUCAAACUAAUUGUUUCCUCAAACUACCAUUAAAACCAUGACUAACGAUAUCUGGCGGCAUAUCUUUAAAAUUACACAAAUAGAAUUAGGACAGUGUAGUUCUUUUGAUUCUGUAAAUGUUGCAUCUAGUAGGUACUUUAUUGUUAUUAUUAAUUAAAUAUUGCCCAUAGACUUGGUUUCAAAUGACUUUGUAUGAUUUGUAUGCGAUUGCCGGGUGGUCUAAUUUCUGUAACGCUCUAUGGAUGUAUCACGAAACAACCAAAAUAGCCAGUGGACAAAGAGUUUCUUUUGAUUCUUAAUUUGUAAUUCCACCCGUGGUGUAAAACAAAAAGAGAUGAUUGAUUGGAAAAACGAUUAUGGAUGCUUAGGGGAUAGCAACUAAAUGUAGAUAUUAUUCACAGAUCAAGUGAAAAUUGUACUGUUAGCAAUAAUUAAUAGCACAAAGUGAGAAUUUUCAUUUUCAUAGUUUUUUUUUAAUGACCUCCAACUGCUGGCUAUAGCCUGAGAUAUCUAGUGAUACACUAGAUGGCACCAUAGAUCCCAAAUUCAGUGCAUCUAUGCUGCUUAAACGUCUCAAUAAAAUAAUAAAUAAUAGCGAUGAGAAACUCUUUUCAUAGAAACUGUUUUCUAUGAAGUAGAUUUUUUUUUUCCAACUAAGCACACACAUCUUGCCACUAAGUCUCCAUGCCUAUUGUCCCGCUACAAUACAGGUCUGCUCAAGUGCAAAUUUUCAGGCGUAAAUUUCCAGGCAGCUCAGCGUGCUCGGCAGACACAUCCAGUCUCUGAUCCCGUCGUGCUGCCUCAUGUUCUGUUGUCAGCUCUAUCCACUUGGGUGUAAGCUGUCUGUCCGUAAGUUUUCUUCCGUGAGUAAUUGAAAUAGAGAGGAGGGGAGCAGGGGAGUAGGCAGGGGAAGGAGUCUCUUGCAUAUAACAGACAGAGAUAUUGCGGUAGAUUGGUCAGUAUUUUGGCCGGAGAGGAAACAAAGCCAUCACCGUGUCGAAAGCCGGUCUUUCCCUCAGAGCGUGUACACGUGCACACCUCACGUCAUCACGCACCAUUCCAACUAAGUUUUAUACAUACAUUUUUUUAAUGUUUAUUUUAGAAAUUCAUACAAAACAUAAAAUGAAUAUUCUUUGGAACUUCUGGUGGUAUGCGGCUAUUGCUGCUUAUGUGCCGUAAGUAUGCUUCUCUGUGGAUGCAGUAGUGGAUUACCGUUAAGUUUGUUUUCUUAUAAAUGUUUUAUAAUAUAUAUUAUAUAUUAAGCUCAGCUGCGAUGUUGGUCUGUAGUUGCAAAACAUUGUAUGCCAAUGUUGGUUAAGUCCUUACGCAUGUUCUUUUCUUUUUUUUCUUUUUUUUCUUUAUUUUGUUUAGUAUAAUACACCACUGUUUUCUUUUGGCAUGGACCCACGAGGACACCUCCAAAAGAUGUCAAUAGUUGGUGACCAAGCAAAUUUGGAAGGAAAGCACCUGUAUCAACUGCCUGGAUGUAUGUCUGUGGCAGGUAAAGAAAUGAAGAGUUUGAAUGAAUGCUAUCAAAGUAGUUAAGUGAAAUUUGCACAAAUAGAUUUUUAAGAAUAUAUACUAUAUAUAUAUAUUCGUAAUGAGUAAAGUGAGGAAAAAUUAUAUAGUGACAAAUAUAUACUUUGUAAUCAAACCAGCAUUUUUUUCAAAUUAUUAUUAUUAUUAUUUAUAUACAUUUUGACCAAAUGCUUUGUUUACUGCACUGUUUGAGGGUUUUCAUCUCUUGGUAGAAUAUUGUUUCAAUAUUCUGUUUAAUAAUUAAUUUAUUUGCAUUUCAGUACAGCUUUCUUUUAAUGCAUACCAGCCACCAAUGCCCUACUUGGUUUCCUAAUUCCAGGUAGACAAGUAUAGAGUAAUCUCUACCUUAAUAAAGAAUACUUGAAUGGAUAGUGCAAACCCUGGAAUAGGGCUGCAUAAUUACAUUUUUUUAUCACAUUCUAUGUUUCUAUGUUUAAUAGGGUGAUGGGGAGAAGGAACGCAAGCUUGGGAUGCUUCAUAUCCUUUUUACGUUGGUAAUCUGUAUUUAGUAAUAUUUUGUGUUUUUCUUCCAUAAUUAGAAAUACGUCAAAGGCAAGAAAUGAUAAUGAGGAAUCAAAUGAUGUCUGUAAACCCACAGGUUAUGAUGUCAGCCCAGCAGAGAACGCCUCUAAUACCAUCACAGUUUGACCCUCGUUUGCUGGAAAGGUAUACUUCCUUCUUAUUUCUUUCUGUAUGUUUACUGCAGAUGGUAAUGGUCUAGGGGUAAUAGUCUGAUAGGAAGCCUCCAAAGGAAAAGUAUAAUAUUCAACCCCUAUCCAAAAUAAAAGUUGAAAUUAUUGGGCAUGGCAAAAAGCAUUGUUCCUCUUCAUUCCAUAAUUAUCACUGAAUAUAAGAUGUCUGUGUAACUUUAAAGAUGUAUUUAAAUAGCUGAAUUCUAUUUAAUGGAAUAAAGAUUUUUUUUCCACAUAUUUAAUAAAUAUUUAUUGAAACUUUCAUUGGGGCAAGUAAGUAUAAAAAAGAAAACAGUCGUAAUAUAAGACACAAAUAUCCCCUUGUAUCUAUGCGUAUAAGCAAACAACCCCAAGAAUUCUGCAACUGGAGUAUCUAUAUAUGUAAGCUACUAUAUGUUAGUGCAUUCCUAUAAACACUGCUGAUUCACCAUAGCCAUUGGUUCUCCAUCCGAUGCCUUAUGUUUAAAAAAAGGGUUGUCAACAGUAUCCAUAGUGUUCUCAAAUGAAAAGUGAUAAAGGAGCUAUGAAAGUAGAGGGGAAUAAGUAGAGAGGGAAAAGAAAAAAACAAAAAACAAAAAUCACAAUUUUAAUUUAGAUGUAGCAGCGGAACUUUCCUCCCCUAUCUGCUCUCCUGACUCCUAUAAUCCUGAACCACGGGAGAGGAAAGAAGUCUAGCCAAUAAUACCAGCGUCUAACACAGGCUUCCUGCUUCUUGGGAAUAUCUGCACCAUUAUGUCCAUCUGUCUUACUUCAUCAACACUGGCCACCUAUAAGACCAAGGGGGGGUUUGUGCAUCUGUCUUCUCCAGAACAAUGGAAUUGGUGCCUUUUCUGUGUUUAGGGACUGUGUGUAUAGUUAGGGACUAUAUGCACCUGUAUAAAGUUUAUUAUGGUGUAAGAGAAUCGCCUCAGGGCGAAAGGGGGGUGGGCUAUCCAAGAUCUUUCUUAUCACCUCAUAAACAAUAUAAAAACAGUGAGAGCACUCAAUUUAUAAAAAAAAAUAAUAAUAAAUAAAUAACCACAUGUUAUUGGUUGAAUAUACCUGUAAAAUAUAUUAAAAGAGAAACCAUAGAGUAGUAUAGUUACAAUAACUUAUUCUUAUAAAACUCUAGAUGGUCUCACUCACAUGGUUCUUAAAAAGAAAAAAGCUGGCUCAGACUGUAGAGCCUUGUAGAAAAUGGAAGGAUGAGGUAGAUAUUUCUUUAGAGGUGGUUAAAGUGUAGUACCCGGUCCCCCUCUUGUCUUGGUGUUCCUUGUAAGCUUACAAAACUUCAGGAUACCAGAUGCAUGCAGGGCUAACAAUUUAUCCACUUAAAAAAACAAAAUCUUGAUAAAAGAAAUAUACAAUAUAAAAGUCCACCUCACUUUACACGUUUCGGCAAUAAGCCCUUUUCAAAAGUGUCUGUGUGCUUCCAUCUUCCAUCCCUUGACUUUUAAAUCAAUUUGGCACCUUUUGUCAUCUACAGCUGUCUUCUUCCUGGUUGUGCAAAUAUGACGUCAAACGUGCGCUUGUUACAGGUGCAUAUUGAUGAUCUCAAGAUGUCCUUUGUUUGUGAAGCAUCUAUAGGGAUCUUCCAUGAUGCACAAUUAUGACGUUGGGCCUGCGCUCGUUCCAGAGUGCGCACAUUGAUAAUGUUAUGAUGUCUACUGUCCAUAAGCAUCUAUUAUGCUCUUCCCCUUUGAUUAUCUACACGUCUCGAUGUAAGUGACUGGAUACUUGCUUGCACGUACUCCGUGCACAGCCACUAUGCAUCAGUCCAGCAUAAUAGUAAUUUAGGGAUCAAAGCAGGGGGAAAAAAAAGGGGUCCAUGUGUUAUACACCAGAGCCAAAAAUUCCUAAUGAAUUUGGGCUCCAUCCACCAUAACUCUGGAGUCUUAUUUAUAUGCAUAUAAUCAACUUGAAUAAAGAUAUUUAAAUAAAAAACACAUUUAGAGAGAGAAUCAAUCAAUUAAAAACAUAAUUUACCUAGUAAAAUAGAUUUUCAUGCAUAUACAUAAGGAAAUAUCUUGGAUAUAUAAAUAUACAUAUAUAUAUCUUAAAGCAGAGAAAAAGAACCCAUAUUGGGAGAAUAUAUAAAUCAUCAAUUAUAAUUAAAAAUACCAUAAGAAAGUUAUUAAAUACAUAAAUACAUUUUAUUAAUAUCUUAAAAUAAAAGACAAAAAUUAAAGAUCAAAUAGACCUAUAUUGGGAGAAAUAAGAAAACAAAAAUUACAAUUACAUAAAAGAAUUCAUUUUAAAAUCCACAUUAAGGCCAUAUGGUUUUAGGGUUUCCAUAUUGAAUAUCUACCUCAUUUCCGACUUGCCAAGGAGGUUAUCCUUAUCUUCUCCUCUGCAAUGGACCUUACUCUUAUCAAUACCUAUAAAAUUAAGUCCACUGGGAUCACCACUGUUUUUUUUGUAUUUUCUUCUGAUGUUGUAUAUAUGUUCCCUUAUGCGUGUUUUUAAACAUCUGAACGUCUUCCCUAUGUAUUGAAGACCUCAUAAACCUUCAUCCCUUACAAUGCCACCAAAUAUGGAGCAGACUGCCCUCCUCCUCCCCGAAUCUCCAGCAGGUGCCAGAAUGAGCCGGGCAACGUUGUUUUUUUUUUUAAGGUCCACUGAGUUUCUUUAUAAUGUUAGAUUAAUGGCUACACUUAAAAAAAUUCUAAUUUAAAACGUUUAAAAAUCACCUUGAAACAUACCUGUAUUUAUAGGGCCAAGGCAGAUUACUCACUUGGUGAAGAUUGUUUACAUACCACACAUGUGUUAGCUGUAAUAGCUGUAAUUUGCCAGCUCAGUGCUUCUGUAGGAGAAUAUGAAGCACAGAUAUGAGAAGCAUUGAUUCUGAUAUAAAGCAUUGGUAUGAGAAGUAUUGAAUCCAAUGUAGCACAGCCCGCAUCCAGCUACUGCAUGCAAAGUAUGCUGACACACGCAUGAAAAAUAGCUACAAUUAUUGAAUCUAUUUUAGUCCAAAGCCACUAGAGGCAUGCGUAUGGCAAAAUGUAAACAGUGCUAGUUCUCUGUAUGUUUUCAUUUUAAAGACUGCAGGUGCAGCAAACAUGAAAUGACUAAUUCAACCAAAUAGUUUCAUAGAUGUGUCCGAUCAAGAACCAAUAGGAACAUAGUCUGAGAAAAUAAAUAAAAAGGGUAUUAUGUAUCAUAUCUAUGAAUAUUAUUAUUAUGUUAUUAUUUAAAUAGCACCAACAAAUUCCUCAGCGCUUUACAGUGGGUGAACGAACAAACAUGUAGUUGUAACCAGACAAGUUUGAUACACAGGAACAGAGGGGUUGAGGGCCCUGCUCAAUGAGCUUACAUGCUAGAGGGAGUGGGGUAAAAUGACACAAAUGGUAAGGAUUGUAUUAAACUAGUGACAGUUGCAAGAGAGGAAUCAGUCGGGAGCUAUUAACAAUUUAAUUGAUCUUAAAAAGUGGGUUUUUAAUGAUUAUUAGAUACGUUGGAAGGGAAGGUUUGUUGAGAUUGCAUGGUCCUUUUAAAACCUAUGGAUAUAAGGUGACCAUAGCAAUGCAGUCCGUGAGAGGAGUUAGUGUGGCUUUGAGAUUUGUUAGAUGUUUUAUAACACCACAGCAGGAGACCUUAUGGAGAACUUAGCAUUACACCACACCUUGAAUAUGCUGUGCAAUUUUGGGCACCUGUUCUAAAGAAAGAAAUCAUGGCACUAGAAGAAGUCCGAAGACGAGCUACAAAAUUGAUAAAAGGAAUGGAGCAUUUUAGUUAUGAAGAAAGGUUAAAAAAUUUAAAUCUGUUUAGUUUGGAAAAAUGGCACCUGAGAGAUAUGAUAACAUUAUACAAAUAUAUUCGGGGCCAGUACAAAUCUUUAUCUGGAAAUCUAUUCAUAAACAGGGCUAUGUAUAGGACACGAGGUCACGCAUUUAGGCUGGAAGAAAGGAGAUUUCAUCUAAGGCAAAGAAAAGGUUUUUUUUACAGUAAGAGCAAUAAGGAUAUGGAAUUCUCUGCCUGAAGAGGUGGUUUUGUCAGAGUCUAUACAGAUGUUAAAACUGCAAUUGGAUAAAUACUUGCAAAAACAUAACAUACAGGGAUAUAAUUUCAAAUUAGUGGGGUAAUAGCUGCUUGAUCCAAGAAGACAUUUGACUGCCAUUUUGGGGUCAAGAAAGAAUUUUUUCCUACUUUGUUGCAAAAUUGGAAGCACUUCAGACUAGUUUUUUUUCCCCUUCUUUUGGAUCAACAGCAAAAACAUAUACGAGGAAGGCUGAACUUGAUGGACACAAGUCUUUUUUCAGCUGUGUAACUAUGUAACUAUGAGAUCACAAGAAAUAGAGAAUUAAGCAAGUGAGAUCAUUAAGAAUGGACCAACAGGUUUCAAAGAUAGUUUCAAGUAUACCAGGAUAAUUAGAGUCACCUAUCUUAAGCAAGCACAUAUGAGGAUUUAGUUAAACUAUGUAUCCAUAACAUACCACAUUUAAACCCACUAUUGUUUACAAAGUACCCCAAUAUAGAGGGGUUAUAAACAUAUUAAUUGCAAAACUUAAAUCUCGUCCAGAGGUGAUUCUUAAAUUGAUUCUUUAUAUUCAUCAUUUCUAAAGGGGCAGCUGGGAGUUUAGUGGUUGGGUGCUCAAUACAAGGAAUGUGAUCAGCGUACUAUAGGACUGGAGGUGAGAUAAUAACCAAUGGGGCAUGUGGGAUCCUGGGUAAUGAGGUAUAACAGCAUGAUGGAUCUUAGAGAAUGGGGCAUUACAGCACAUUCAAACAUCUGGAAAGAGACUCUAUAGCAAGUGUCUGUUCAAUUCGAGUUCUUGACGCAGCCUAUUCCAGAAUACGACUAGCAUACUCCCUGUAUGAGAUACUCCAGUUGCUGAUUCUGUUCAUCUGACUUUGCACUGUUCCCGUCUCUGCCACCCAACUCCCAGCAUUGUAUUGGGUGCCAGUCAGCAUUACCAAUUACCACUUGUGUCGGGUGUGUGGGUCAUCAACAAAAUUAUAGAUUAGUCCUAAAGAUAAACCAUCAAAUGAAUGUUUGUAUGAAUGAAUGUAUUUCCGAAAGAAAUACAGAAAGAAAAACAGUAUGAUUAGACACAGUAAUGCAACCUUUGAGAAUCAUGAAAUUUGUCAUUCAAUAUCCUUUGAGAACAUGAACCUUACCAUUAAGAAAGAAAAAACAUAAUAAAAUGCCACAUAACCACCUGCCACAAAGAUGCAAGAAAAGUGAUAUUGCAUGGUUGGUGAAUAGUGAUGUCCCGAACGGUUCGCCGAACGGUUCGCGAACGGUUCUCCACGAACGGUUCGCCACGGACUCAUCAUUGAGUAAACUUUGACCCUCUACCUCACAGUCAGCAGACACAUUCCAGCCAAUCAGCAGCAGACCCUCCCUCACAGACCCUCCCACCUCCUGGACAGCUCACUAAGAAUGCAGCUUCAAAAUGGAUGCUGUCCAGGAGGUGGGAGGAUCUGGGAGGGAGGGUCUGCUGCUGAUUGGCUGGAAUGUGUCUGCUGACCGUUCGGCAAACCGUUUGGGACAUCACCAAUGGUGAAGAAUAUUGCAUGGUUGGUGGAGACUGAAAUAAUUUAAUCUGUAGGAUAAGAGAGAUAAUAGUCUUUGCAAGAUAUAUUGAUGUAUCACAAGGUAAUUGAGUAGACAGCCUUAUCAGUGGUACGUUAUUAUGUCACAUGACUAAUAGAACAAAGCCAACAUUUUUAAUAACUUUUAUGAAAAAAUAAUGUGACAUUUGCAAACAAAAUAAAAAAAUACAGGAAAUAGAGCCGUGCAAGUUGGAAAUUGCAGAAUGAAAGUCCUGUAAAGUUUGUUUAACAUACAUACACUCUUUAUUCUUUGUUCCAUUCACAUUAUGUAAACAAUAUAAGAGCCCUCAGCUAGUUCCUUAUUAAAUAAACACUGUUUUUGUACUGUUUGGUUAGAGAUUUGCUGCCAUCAACUGAUCUAAUUAUCCCUAAUGACUCAAGACAAGUUCAUAUGGCUUCACUUCCAACACACGCAGGUCUUCUAGCAAACAGAGCAUUUUCAGGCCAAGGUAACGCAGACAAUACAGUAAUGUUAAACAGAUCAGUUUAUUUAUUAUCCUGCUAUUGUUAUAUUAAAUUACAUUUUAUGUAAAACUAGUGUGUAUAUGCUUUGAGCCCUUCUUGCCAUUGGUACAUAUAAAAACUAUUGAUGCCCACGCUUUAUAGAUCAUGCAGUGUUCCCGAGACUAGCAGGCAAAAGGAAUCAUCUAAAAUUGGUAGCUAUAAGGAAUCCAUAUCAUGAAAUGAGAGAUAAUCUGGGAUCCAUCCAAGUUUUUACCAAAACCCCAUUGUAUCCAAUCCAGUUACUGUACUACGAACAUUUAAGGGGCUACAAUGUUACUUUUUGUGAAACACACAUAUAUACCAAAGUUUAAUGUAAUGUAAUGUUGACUUUGUUGUUUUACCUAAUUACAUUACAACUCAAUUAUCGUAUCAACAUGUUAUUAUCAAUUAUUGUAUUAUUUGUUAAUCUAUAUAAAGCGCUCUUUCACGUUAAAUAACUAAAUAUAGAGCAGGGCUCAAAUAUGGACAUCGACAGUGUUAUUUUGAUAAUUUUUGGAAAGGUUACACUAAUUUUUAUUUUUCUAUAUGUAAUUUUUAAAGCACACCAGAUUUUUUAUACUUUUUAUUGUAUGGAUUUCUAUGCACAUUAACCAUUCUUGUACCUAUUUCAGGGUACAGUUACUUACAGACAGAGCCAUUAGAUUUUGUGGCAAGGAGGCAGGAACUCUUACAGAAACAAAAUGUGACCCGGUAAGCAGCAGACAUUCUUUUUGUAUUCUGUCAGGUGAGGAUACUCUAACAUGUUAAGUUUUUAUUUCAUUAAAUACAUUACAUUUAUUGCAUUUUUAAAACAUAUAUCACAAUAUAUAAACAAUUAUUUUAUGAGUAAAUUAAAUAUUAUUCUUAAAGAGUAACUGUUACUUCUCAAAAAUGUCCUUUAACUUUUUCUUUUGUUUUUUUUCAACAAUGCUGUUUUUUUUAUUUUUUUAUUUUAUUGACGAUGUAGAAAAUGAUCAUAAUCCAGCAAAGCAAGGGCAUGUAUUUCUAAUAAAGAGGAAAAUAGAAUAGAAUACAUUGACUUUUAUUUUGUGGACCUCACAAAUAUUUAUUUUAUUAAAUUUAGGGAUAAGUAGGCAUAACAUUACAAAUCCUGGGAAAUUAAAGUUCCGCUUUAAAGUUACUGAUAAACUGUAAAAAGGGGUCCUCUUAGGACCAUAACCACUACAACUCAAUGGCUCAAUAUAAUGGUUAUAGUUCUAAAAUUCUAUGAAGUGAUAAAUGUUAACCAUACAUUGCUCUCUGAAGACUCAGAACAAAUAAAACAUAGCAUUCCAUGCUGUGCCGAAUUAUUAGAAAUAGUGCAUGCAUGGCAUGAUCCGACCAAAAUAGAAGCAGAGACAAACACACACAAAAAAAAACCAGUCUUUGCACCGGAUAGAAGAGGGGGAGAAAAGCUAAAAAUAAAAAGUCCUAGAGAAACACUGAAUGCGUUUCCUUUUCCAAAGACAAACACUUAUAAAAAUCUAUGGCCAUUGUUUCACAGUUUUUGUUAUUUAUUGAAUUAGCUAGGUGAUCUUGUUACAUUUCAAAAUAGAAUAUAUAUAGUUUUAAUUGUUCUUUUUACUGUAUGGCAUUUUAAAUUAUUUCCAGGACCGAACUUGUCAUUGGGCAAACCCAGCAAAUGCCUGGUGGGCUGCGAUGGGCAUGGGCCAAGGCUGACAAAGGAGAUCAUGCAGGGUGGCACUGGCCCAAUGUGAGAUCUGUCCCUUCAUGGGCCAGAGAGCAGAUUAGGUUACUGGGUAAGUGAGCCAGGCAGCCUUCAUCUGUAUUCUCGUGACCUCUGAUAUUGUCGGACCAAAAAGCCCGCCCACUGGAUCAGCAGGCCCCCUUCCCUCCAAAGUAAUUAUUUACAUUAACUUAUUAAUUAUUAAAGCCCCUAUCUAAUCCAUUAUACACACACUACUGUCCCUGCAUCCAGAUACACCCUAUAUCCGCUAUAACUAUACCCUCUAUGCAUACACGCACACACACUAUACCCCUAUGCAGUGGUGUAUCCUGGUUUUGUGCUGCCCUAGGCAGGACAAAACUCAGGCACCCCCUCCCCCCGCGCCACCCCCACCCAACCCUCCCCGCCCACCUUCUAAAUACACACACACAAACAGUCAGACACACACACACAGUCACACACACACACACAGUCAGACACACACACAGUCAGACACAAACACACACACACACAGUCAGAUACACACACACAGACAGACAGACACAAACACACACACAGACACACACAGUCAGAUACAAACACACACAGUCAGACACACACACACAGUCAGACACACACACACACAGUCAGACACACAGUCAGACACACACACACAGUCACAGUCAGACACACACACACACACAAUCACUCACAUUAACACUUUUUUUUUUAAUUUAACCCCCCCCCCCCAGCCUCCUUACCUUUGGGAAUGCUGGGGGGGUUCCUCUUUCUCCCUGGUGGUCCAGUGGCUGCUGGUCAGGCUGAUGGGCUGCCUACUGGGUGCUGGGCGGGCGGCUGGCGAGGGAGCACUUCCUCUGAGCUGACUGCUCAGCUCUCUCGCGCGCCGCAGAGUUCUGCGCAUGGUCUGCCCUGGUAGAGCAUUGAACCAACAUGCUCACUUUGAGAGGGGGCGUGUUUGUCAUUGGUGAUGACAAAACACACCCUCUCUGCCCCGCUCCCUUCUUACUGGGCCGCUGUGAUAAAAAAAAUGCCCGGGCCGAAUUUUUCUCCCUGUCCGGCCCUCGGUGAUCCCAUCUGUUGUCCAACUACCAUUUGCCCAUCCUUGUAGGGUUGUAAUUAGCACUGAGCAGCGUUUGUGUGUUUGAAUGUGAGCAUGUUUUUGUAUGGAGUAUGUGUGAGUGAAUCUAGGGGUGUGAUUGUAGUGUUUGUUUUUGAAUGAUGAGAUGCAUGCACAUAUACACAAACACUGCUGCACACACAUGCACAGAUACAGUGCCUUGCAAAAGUAUUCACCCCCUUGGCAUUUUUCAUGUUUUGUUGCCUCACAACCUGGAAUUAACAUGGAUUUUUUGAGGAUUUGCAUCAUUUAAGUUACAAAACAUGCCCACAACUUUGAAGAUGGUUUUUUUUGUGAAGCAAAUAAAUAGGACAAAAUAACAGAAAAAGUCAAUGUGCAUAACUGUUCACCCCCCUAAAGUCAAUACUUUGUAGAGCCACCUUUUGCGGCAAUCACAGCUCCAAGUCGCUUUGGAUAAGUCUCUAUGAGCUUGCCACAUCUUACCACUGGGAUCUUUGUCCAUUCCUCAUUGCAAAACUGCUCCCGCUCCUUCAAGUUGGAUGGUUUGCGCUUGUGAACAGCAAUCUUUAAGUCUGACCACAGAUUUUCUAUUGAAUUUAGGUCUUGGCUUUAACUAGGCCAUUCCAACACAUUUACAUGUUUCCCCUUAAAGGAACACUUUAGUCACCUAAAUUACUUUAGCUAAAUAAAGCAGUUUUAGUGUAUAGAUCAUUCCUUUGCAAUUUCACUGCUCAAUUCACUGUCAUUUAGGAGUUAAAUCACUUUGUUUCUGUUUAUGCAGCCCUAGCCACACCUCCCCUGGCUAUGAUUGACAGAGCCUGCAUGAAAAAAAAACUGGUUUCACUUUCAAACAGAUGUAAUUUACCUUAAAUAACUGUAUUUCAAUCUCUAAAUUGAACUUUAAUCACAUAAAGGAGGCUCUUGCAGGGUCUAGCAAGCUAUUAACAUAGCAGGGGAUAAGAAAAGCUUAAUUAAACAGAACUUGCAAUAAAGAAAGCCUAAAUAGGGCUCUCUUUACAGGAAGUGUUUAUGAAAGGCUGUGCAAGUCACAUGCAGGGAGGUAUGACUAGGGUUCAUAAACAAAGGGAUUUAACUCCUAAAUGGCAGAGGAUUGAGCAGUGAGGCUGCAGGGGCAUGUUCUAUACACCAAAACUGCUUCAUUAAGCUAAAGUUGUUCAGGUGACUAUAGUGUCCCUUUAAACCACCCAAGUGUUGCUUUAGCAGUGUGUUUGGGGUCAUUGUCCUGCUGGAAGGUGAACCUCUGUCCUAGCCUCAAAUCAUGCACAGAGUGGUACAGGUUUUGCUCAAGAAUAUCCCUGUAUUUAGCACCAUCCAUCUUUAACUCAACUCUGACCAGUUUCCCAGUCACGACUGCUGAAAAACAUCCCCACAGCAUGAUGCUGCCACCACCAUGGGAUGGUGUUCUUUGCGUGAUGUGUUGUGCUGGGUUUGUGCAUGACAUAGCGUUUUCUUUGAUGUCCGAAAAGUUCAACUUUAGUCUCAUCAGACCAGAGCACCUUCCUUCAUACAUUUUGGGAGUCUCCCACAUGCCUUUUCACAAACUCACAACGUGCCAUUUUGUUUUUUGCUGAAAGUAAUGGCUUUCUUCUGGCCACUCUGCCUUAAAGCCCAGCUCUAUGGAGUGUACGGCUUAUUGUCAUCCUAUGUACAGAUACUCCAGUCUCUGAUGUGGAACUCUGCAGCUCCUUCAGGGUUACCUUAGGUCUCUGUGCUGCCUCUCUGAUUAAUCGUAAGCAUCUGAAUGUCCGAAUGGCAUGAAAUUCGUACGAAUGUACAUUCAGAACGAAACGAAUUGCACAUGUCUAACUGAUACAGAUACACAAACACAAUAAUAACACACUGAGACACAUGCAGAUACACAGACACUCAUACAGAUACACAGCUACACCCAUACAGAGAGACACCCACAUAUACAGACACUGACACAUACAGAUACACAAAAACACACAAUGAUACACAUACACACAAAGACACACAUACAGAUUCAAAGACAUACAAUAAUAUACAUACAGAUACACAGAUUCGCACACUGACACACAUACAGAUAGAUAGGCACAAAUAUACAUACACUGACACAAAUAAAGAAACACAAUGAAAAACAGAUUCCCAGACUUACAGACACAAAGAAACACAAAAUGACACAGAUAGUGGUCAAACUUUUAUCCUCCCUUCAUAGUUACAUAGUUACAUAGCUGAAAAGAGACUUGCGUCCAUCAAGUUCAGCCUUCCUCACAUAUGUUGUUGCUGUUGAUCCAAAAGAAGGCAAAAUACCUAGUCUGAAACGCUUCCAAUUUCAAUCCAAAAGAAGGCAAAAUACCUAGUCUGAAACGCUUCCAAUGCCACAAACUAGGAAAAAAUUCCUUCUUGACCCCAAAAUAGCAGUCAGAUAUUUCCUUGGAUCAAGCAGCUAUUACCCCACUAAUUAGAAAUUAUAUCCCUGUAUGUUGUGUUUUUGUAAGUAUUUAUCCAAUUGCAGUUUAAACCUCUGUAGUGACUCUGACAAAACACCUCUUCAGGCAGAGAAUUCCAUAUCCUUUUUGCUCUUACUGUAAAAAAAACUUUUCUUUGCCUUAGAUGAAAUCUCCUUUCUUCCAGCCUAAAUGUGUGACCUUGUGUCCUAUGUAUAGCCCUGUUUAUGAAUAGAUUUCCAGAUAAAGGUUUGUACUGGCCCCAAAUAUAUUUGUAUAAUGUUAUCAUAUCCCCUCUCAGGCACCGUUUUUCCAAAGUAAACAGAUUUAAUUUUUUUAACCUUUCUUCAUGACUAAAAUGCUCCAUUCCUUUUAUCAAUUUUGUAGCUCGUCUCUGGACUUUUGCUAGUGCUUUUUCUAGUUUCAGUUUCCUACUUGUUGGGUGCAGAGGCUGGCUGAGGCCUUUGGGAGUCAGAGGCUGGCUAUAGCUAUUUGCGCCCACUCCUCUUCUCCCUCUUCCUUGUGGCUCAGUGUCUGUGUUACCUGGGAGUAAGUGACAGGCUCUCACCUCCUCACAGGUUGCCAGUAUGAGAGGGGCCCGGUUGCACUGUUAAAGCGCCAAAGUGCACGACUAGUCCCCUGAUGACAGAGGCUCUUUGCGUGGCCAAAAAUGCAUGGGCCACCCUAUGGGCCCCCUGAGUGUGUGGGCACUGGUUACAGUCGCACCGGCGGUAGUUUUGCUACUGAUACACACACAUAUGCACUACAACUACUAUACAAAUACAAACACUAAAGCUCCUAGAUACACACACAAUGCAACUCACUUCAACCCCAGACACACACAGACACAGUACAGCCUCUACAUGCACAACACCACCCCCUAAGCGCACACACUCUACAGGGCCUAUAAACUCGUGCACACACACACACACACACACACACACUUUACAACCAAGAAACACUACAAUGCCAUAGAGAGCAACCUCACACAUGCACAACAGCCCUGUUCCACUUUUGUCCGCUGGUAUUCCAAUAUUGGGGAAAAUCACAGCACAUGCAUGUCAGUAAAUUUGCUUGCAUUGUGCAGAAACACAAGACAAGCAUCACACUGACAUACUCUUUUUUGGGGGGCUGGGGGUGGGCAUGCUUGUUAUAGGUGGUGACAUAGCACCCCUCCUUUCUGGUCCAGCCCCUCCUAUUGGGCUUCUCUGCCUUGACCUGCCUCUGCUGAGUUUUUGUCCCAAUCUGGUCCUGAUAUAAGACAUAUACACUGCUCUUUGUGUCUAAUGGCACAAUUGACAAAGUGAAGACAUGUUUAACAUGUAAUUACAAUAUAAACCAGCAAGAAGAUGCUGUUUUGUUGGUAAUAGUCUAUAUUGCAUUAGCUGCAUGUUGGAUUAUUUCAGAUGCAAACAGAAAAGACAUGCAUUUUGUUUUGGUUUUCUUUUUUUGCAUGACAUGGUAAUGUUAGAAACACAAUGAACUUAAAAUACAGCCAUUUGUUGUCUGCUGCUAUGCUGUCCAUUUGAGUGGCAAUCAUAAAUAAAUCAUGUUAAUCUCAUUCUGGUCUCCCCAUAAACCGGAACUAUUUUGACCAGGAACCCUAAGGUCAGCUUGUACAGUAGUGAUCUUUCCUCUGGAUAGUAUUCUGCUCAGUCAUAUCAUACCAUGGCGGAACUUACAUCUAGCAUCACUUCAUAUUCUGUUCACUCCCUCUGUGCUCCACUAUCUACUGAUACUGCUGGGGCAGCUUUCGACUGUGCAGAAUUUGGCCUAUAACAGCUGAAACUACGCUUUUCCCAAUGGCAUUUUGUGUUUUCAGUAUCCCUACUGUGUGUUUAUAUUCAGUGUUUAUUGUGUGCAUGUCCUAGCUAGUGUUCAGCUAGUGUAAUAACACCUUUCAGGCUUUCCUUCUCUUUCACCUCCUUGGCCCUCUUCCAGUUAGUCUAGUCAGUCUUACGUCCGAAGUCCAUCUUUCUAAACUAUUUUUCUUUCUCCAUAGUUAUAGUCAAUCCUGAGUUGGGCUUGCUAUGGUUACACUCAUGACUUCAUAUAGACACAUAAUUAAUUCCCUAUGAUGAUUUCUCUAACGUGGUUAUUUGCCAAACGGAAAAUUCAAAGUGAAUUCAAAUUUAAGGUCAAAAUAGCCAAACUGGAAAAAAAUCUCUAAGUCAACUAUGCUUUCAUUGCAGUAAUUCUGGCCUUAAAUUUGAAAUUGACUUUGAAUUCUCACUUUAGUAAAUAUCCCUGUAAAUGUAUGGAAUUUAUUACAGUCUGGAAUAAAUAACUCAUAUCUACAGCUAAGCACCAACCAUAGAGAAAUCCUCACCGUGAGAUACGUAAAUCUGCAGGAGGCAACCUGUAACAGUAAUGGGUUAAAAAUGGUCUCACUGAUAUGAGAGAAACAAGGUGUUCUUUCUUUCUUGCUAUGAGCAUAAAGUGCAGUUCUAAUGCUAAAUUUACACCAUGUUUAUUUUAAAGAAACACUUUAGGUCAGGAACACAUGUAUUCCUGACACUAUAGUGUCAAAAUAGAUUAUUUAGGUGGCCCCUCUGUGUUUAAACUGUUACCUUUUCUCCCAUGUCGCGCCGAUCUCACCGCGAUGGGCUCCGCCUCCAUGGCUGAGAUCAUCAAAUAUGAUGACAUCAGCCAAUCCAAUGGUUUCCCCAUACAAAAGCACUGGGAGGCUAUUGUGCAUGCUGGGCAAAAUACAGCGCUGCGUCAGUCAGCAUCUCCUCAGAGAGAUGCAGUGAAUCAGUGCAUCUAAGGGGAAUAUUCAGAAUGUGGAGACGCUGAAUGCCAGUUCUGUACAUUGUGCAGAACUGGACUAAAAUGCACCUCUAGUAGCUGUCUAAGUGAUUGCCACUAGAGUUGUACCUAGGCAGUAUGGUAAACACUGCCAUUUCUCUGAAAAGGCAGUGUUUGCCGUAAAAUGCCUGCAGGGACAGGCUGUAGACAUCAGAACCACUACAUUAAGCUGUAGUGGUUCUGGUGACUAUAGUGUCCCUUUAAGCACCAUUUUAAGUUACUUAAUCAACAAAAUGUUCUAAAGUUGACUUGACAAGAUAUGUUUAUUUGAAUUGUCAGAAUGGAAAUGGAAAUGAAUGCCAUUUAUCAACCACGAGAAAUCGACAAAGCACACAGGAAGGGAUUUGUGGAAAUGGAGUCACCAUUCCUCUACCACGGAAUUGCAAAUCCUGUAGCCUUCAGAGGGAGACAAAUGAUUCCAGAAGGUCAUCUACACUCAGAUGUACUUGUCUACCGCAACGCCUUGGAGAGUAUACAUGGCAAUACAAUGUUGAAACCCUCAAGCCCAUAUCCGAACAUAAACCACCUCCAUAGAGAAAGAGUCCGCAGACCUGCUAGAAGAACCACUAACCAAAAGACUGCAGAUAGCACUAUAUGUGUCUCCAAAAUUCAGGCCGAUAGCAAGCUCCAGUCGCCACCUGUGACUACCGAGGAUGACAAAGAUGACAAGAAAGAGGAGGAAACCGAGAUAUUUGGCAAAAUCGACCAAAGCAAAGUAGCUGUAGAUCCUACGAUGGACAAAAACUCUAUGGAACUCCAUGAAAACCAAGAUAAAAAUAAUAGCAAUAACAACAUGACCAGAGAGAGGAACAGUAGCUGCAAUGGGAACGACAAGGAGUUAGGUAAUACAAGUACAGCAUUUGAAGACAGAUACAUCUACCAGCCUCCAGUUCAUCUAUCAGCAACACCAUACAGUUUUCCAGUGUCUAUUAACUCCCCAAUAAUUUCAGGUAUGUUCUGGUGAGGUACUCAGCAUUCCCUAUAUUUUAUAAUGAGAUGUUGAUUUAGCCAAGAUGUUGUAGGCCACUUUGAGAUUUCUUUGUGUGCAUAUAUGUAUGUAUGUAUGUAUAUAUAUAUAUUUUUUUUUCAUGUAUCCUUGUACAGUAAAUUGUUGCAACUGAGCUUUGACUUAUAUCCGAUACAUUAGGUCUAUCGAUGAUGACUUUCACCACAGCACAGCACCACAAGAAAAACCUAAAACAAUUAAUUCAGUAAAUUAAAAAUGUAAUAAUUGGACAGUAGGCUUUUUAAUCUGGAGGGUUAUCACAAUAGAGACAGGAUAGUAUUUGUGUUAGCAAUUUUAUUUAUAGUACCAAAUAUUCCACAGAGCUGGGUAAAAAAAAACAAGUAUAGAGAGAAAAUAUUAUCCAGGGAUGAAGUAGUGAUGGGGACAAUGCUCACUUUAAGCUCCAUAACCACUACAGCUUACAGGUGGUUUUUUAAUUGUUAUUUUUCUCAAACAAUUUUUUAAAUGGUUUGACAAAAACUGGCCUCUCCCAGGACCUAAACCCCCUGUCCUCCUGCUGCUGCUGCACAUGUACUUGCUUUUUCUUUACUGUGUUGUUUGUUCACUAUAGUCCAGCCUAGCAAUGAUAUUAUGUGAGCACUGAGGGUGACUAAGAACAGAACUCAUACUUUAUCAUUAUCAUCCAAAGGCAGUAGGUGAUAAGGAGGGGCGAGCUUUGGGUGCCGUUAGUUUAAAUGGGUUGACAAAUAAUGUGGCAAAUUCACACAAAGAUUCCUUAAAUUAGAACCAUUAUAGUAAGCUGUAGCGCUUGUGGUGCUCAGAGUACUUUAUAUAUGAAUAUAUAUUACUGUUGUACACAAAAAUAAAUGUAUGGUUAACUAUUAUUGCUAAUGGUAUUAUUAUUUCUGUUUAUUUUCCUAAAAAAGAACACAGUAUAUUUUUCAACAGAGAAGAUAUACCAGCACUUCAGGAUAUCCGUAAAUGGACCUCUCAAGAUGUAUAUAAUUUUAUAAGUAACCUGCCAGGCUGUUCAAAUUACGCACAGGUACUCGCUCUUCAUGAAUUUGUUGGUUUCAUCUACACAUCAGUUCUGAAUCAGCAAUAAGUAUGUUUGUAUAGAAGUCAUCCACUUUGUAUUCAUACUGUGUGCAGAAUCACACUGCAUGAUUUCAGUAGCCAGCAGCUCUGGCUGUGAUCAGAGAACGCCAUUUGCUGUUUUACAGUCUAACAGUGUACCAAAUGUAUCUGCAACUUUACUUGAUAUGUCUGCAAGUCUUCCCGGGCUCUAACUGUGAACUGCAGUCUGUACUCUAUCAAUCAUCUGUCAGAUGUUUAUCUAUUGAAAGAAUAAUUCAUGGCAAUUCAGAAGAUUCACUUUGGCUGAUAUUUACUAUAUUUACUUUCAUGUCAAUAGAAGAAACCAUUUUUGAUUAUAUUUGAAUAGGACCAAAAUUGGGGCCAAGUAGCAUGAAUUAGAACUACUUUGGAAUUAACUCCUGAACAAUUCCCCAAAUUAAGAAUUCAGAUAUACAAGGCAGCUGGUUACUUUACUAAAUAAAAUGAGCAGGGAUUCUCCAGGACUCCUUAUUAGCAGGAGGGAACAAUUGGUCACUAACGGGCUUAGCUCUGGAGAGCUAACAGAAGCUUCUGGCAGGAGCUACCGCCACUUAGACCAGGAGGAAAGGGUCAGGGAUAGCCCCCAGCAGACCCCGGAUAACAAGCCAAAUCAUUAGCAAACCAUUAUACCACUUACAUUGGGGGUCGCUAGGGCACUUCUGGUACAACAACCACUACAGCAUUCAAUAGUGCUUAUGGUGGUGAGUGUUUUUUUAAACUCCAUGUCUAUAGGAUCCCUGAAACAGCAGUGGAAUAACGUAAUAAGUUAAGACUUAUCCUAGCCCACCAAGUGUGGGUGUUUAAUAGAGCUAAUACCCCCAUUCCCUGUAUUGUGAUUUAAGGUGCUUAUCAUCUAGUCUCACCAAAUAAACAUUUUCUAUAAACUUACCUGAAAUUAAAAUAAUUUUUAUAUUUACCAACACCGUUUUCAGAGUCGUCAGAAAAUACACACACAUGCUUAACUUACUGCGAUUGAAAGAGACGUUCAUAAAAAGCCUAAGACAACUUUUUUUUUGUUUCAAGUAUUUUAUUGAUUUUCAUUUAUUAUAACAUAUAGACUAAUACAGCAGUCCUGAUAAGGUUUUACAUUCUUAUGAGGUAUUUACUACAUCACAGGAGUUUCUCCUAAUUAUUGACUUUAGGACAAUAGACAUAUACAUUAAAAUAAACAUUACAAACAUCAAAGAAAAUAAACAAAAACAAAAUUAUUCCAAUUCCUGGUAGUUUCAUGUUUAUAAAACAGAUACAUCCAAUGCCGAAAGGAGAGACCAUGGGCGUUCAAAGGUACAGGUGGAGGCCAAAUUCUCUUAUCAACAAUGCAAGGCCAAGUUUUAUCAUGUAAACCUCAUUUUUGUGACCGUUCCUCCAAAAUUAAAAAAAGACUUAGACUUGUGACCUUGAACCCUAGUAAUAUUUACCUCCAUUUUGAUUUGAAACAUUAGCUGAUUUAUGACAUCUUGCCAUAUAAAGGACAGUGGGAUUUUUUCCAGUAUUUUUUUAUUUUACACUGUUUCCUAGCAGUUAAAAUUAUAAUUGCACGUAACUGAGCCAACUUUUUAAUUUGAAGGGGAAAAAAAAAGAAAGAAAAAAAAAUGUUUUUGAAAUAAAAUACAUCACCAGAUACUCUGCCAAUAUGAAUCUUCAUAUAGACAGUGGCAAUGGAAGGGGCAUUCAAAGUACAAUUCCUCAUAUUGCUGUCUGCAGGUAUCUUCAUCUCAGUAAAUGCAAAAAGAAAUCUCAAAGUCUUUUCCCAAAUCAGUUUACCUGUAAUACAUAUGACCUGGUAAUGUGUCCACAACAUUGAGUGGCACAUUUUAACGAAUUAUCAGCAGUAUAAUAGUUGCAGCACACAGCAAUACAAAGAGACACUGACAGUAGAUUGCGAUGAAAGUAAGCAGAAUAAUACGAUAACAGACAAUUACUGUAAAAUUACAGGCAUACUCCAAGGGCAGUACAUGUUUUGCCUCCCCAGACACAUGCUGGUACAUUGUGACAGGUGCAUUUGCCAUAUUUUCCCAGACAGAGGAUGCAGAUGGUAUAUUAACCAAUUCACUAGUUCAUAAGAACUAUUGUUUUAUAAACCUGCAAACAAGAGAAACGUAUGGAAUGUCAAUACCUGGGGUGCAAAAUACACUACUAUGAUGAGUCCUGGUAUUCAUUUUGUGAUCAUGGUCUAUUUAAAUAUGAUUUAUGAAACACAAUUAUUGGGGAUAUGCAAAAGUAAAUGUCUCAAAUUAUCUGUAUAACUGUUAAAGGGCCAAUUACUUCUAAAUGGUUAUUUCUUUAUUUAUAAUUCUUUAUUUUUAAAGUGCAGAUUCAAAUACAUGUUACCAAUAUGACGUAUAGCAUGAGUUAAUUUAACAUGGUAUAGUUGUGAGUAGUCAUGAGGUGCUGAACUUUUUUUUUUUAAAAGCAAGAAAACAACAAUACAAGAGUUACAGGCUACAUAAUUAGCUGAGUAAGCAUGUCAAAAAGAUACAAGGUCUAUAAUCUAAGGAAGUCGCCUUGACAUACAGAUAUGUAUAAUAAAACAUGCUUAUAAGACUGAAAAGAAAAAUGGGAUUAAUCCCCCAAGAGGCGCCUCUGUUGAUGUUAUGAGGAGAGCGGGAUGCAGUGGGUCAGGUCAGAUUCCGAUGAGGAAAUAUAAAUAAGGAAAAUCAACAGGAAUGUAACAAGCACAUAGCAUUGAGGGUCCCUCACUUUAAUCAGUUGGGGAUAGGAAGGUGGGUAACUAGGAGCACUUUAUAGUUUAGUCCUGGAGUGCCAGUUCACCCUAUGCCCCCUCUAAAUGGUUAUUUGAUCUGGAUUGUCUCAUCUGCAGGAAUCUCAGCCUUAACCCACCCCCCAGAUGUUGCUGGACUACAAUUCCCAUGAUUCACUGGCCAUCUUCUGCUUUCAAAGAAUUAUGUGAGUUGCGAGCCAUCAACUUUUGGGGGACCAGAUGCCUGAUUCAAGUCUAUUACGGAGAUAGAAAAAAUCUAUAUUGAGACUUAAUCAAGGUUUUUAGUAGAUUCAAUUUGACUCAAUGUUUUUAAUGAAUACAGGUUUUUAAGGACCAUGAUAUUGAUGGAGUAACACUACCCUUACUGACUGAGGAACAUCUCUUGGAUACAAUGGGUUUAAAGCUUGGACCAGCACUCAAAAUCCGUUCACAGGUAUUGGUUCCAGUGCUCAAUAAGCUGGGUUGUUAAUAGUCCCGAGUUGGUAUGAACAGUACUAACAAGGUUUAACACAAAAACACACAUAUUGAAACUGGCACUUCAAGGACCAUAAUCAUUACAGCUUAUUGCUUUGGUUAGUGUGCAGUCUCUCUUAUUUUUGCAAAACUAUUUUUAGGCAGCUUGAAAAGAAAUAGAAAAUUAACUGGCACUAAAAGCCAGUGCCCUCAUCUUGGGGUCUUAUGAGGAAAUUUCCUCAAUAUAUAAUCACAAUAUUUAUAUAGUUGGGAUUCACCAUGCUUUUUACCAUUUGGCACUGACAAACUGACUUAAAGAGUUAAAUGUGAUUUAGCAUGGCCAAAUACUGCUUACCAAUACAAAUGUUUUGGAUGCAUACUAGUGAGUGACCUCAUAUAAUGUCCUAAACUGAGGGUGUUUUUGGUAAACUCUUUUGAAAACAGUUUGACAAAAGCUGACAUGACUAUACCAGUAGAGUUUUACCAUAACAGCCAUAAUUAGCCAUGUUAUAGUGUGUCAUAACAUCCUAAAGAUAUAUUAAAUAGUGUUAAAUAGUGUGUCAAAAGAAUAGCACAAAAUUGACUGCACAUAGCUAAGACUCAAACUUUUAUGUCAGGAAUCAGAGCGUGAGGGAACAUUUUGGGUAUGUGCCUGAUGGAAUGGUUUGUAAUGGUGAACUAAAGGAAAAAGAUACCACAGUGGUUGUUCGGGCAUAUCAAUACACCACAAUAUUACAUUUUUAUGCUUUAGAGUUUGUGUUUGGGUUAGGGUUAGCAUCACGGCUAGCGGACGUGUAUUAGGCUACCAUAACAGUUAAAGAAUACAAGUAAUGUUAGGGUACUGAACUGGGUUAAGGGUUAUUGUUAUAGUAGAUCAUGGGAUACAGAUAAGGUUGGUGUACAUAUUAAGGUAAUGUGAAAGUUACAGUUAUUAGGGGGUAUAAUUGCUUUAAUUUUGUCACCAUUCAUGAUGCAGAUAAAUAUCAUACAAGAUCCAGCACACUCACUCAUUCACUAAAGAGCAAUUUAAAAACUCAUAGAAUGUAAUAGUUUUUUUUUGUAAAAACACCUAAUCUAGGCAAAAAUAAUGGGGUUUAGUUACAGCAUAUACUCAUACAUUGCAUAAGCCUGCCAUAGCGUCAAUGUACCCCAUUUUGGCAGGUCCUAUCCUAGCAACCUAAUACCUGCUCUUAUGAGAGUAAUCCAUUUACUUGCUAGACACAUGUUGCAUGAAUUGGCCCAGCAGCUCCCCUAUAAUAUAUGCAUGUUCAGGUUAGUGCAAUCCUCUUAGUUUCUUUUAUAUUUCACAUUACCUGUCGUUUACUUAGAGGGGCAGAUCAUGUUUUUUAUUCAGUACUGCACACUGGUGAUGUCAUUCUUGCAAUAAUUUUUUCAUAUUGAAUUUUAUAACAAUGUAUAGAUUAUCUCCACAUAGUUAGGGGCUCUAACCUUGCACAGAAGACAUACACGAGAUAUACAUACAAGUUACUAAGUAGUUACUGUGAUUCUCAAUUGCAUUAGGACAGCCCCAUUGGAAACCAUUGAAUCAAUGCUUUCCUAUCGGGUUUUGUGUGAAGUGGAUGUCCUCAUGAAGAGCAUGUGGACGUCCAGCGUCAAUUAGUUGACCAAAAGUCCGCUAAGGACCCAGAAGCAUUGUAAUUAUUGCAGUUUCUCAAUAACUGCAAUAAUUACAAUUGCAGGAUUAAGGGGACAUGGGCACUGCACCCGGACCACUUCAAUGAGCUGAAGUGGUCUGGGUGUCUAUAGUGGUCCUUUAAAGCUCUGUAGAAGCCAUCCGACAACUCAGACACCGUGCAGCCUGUAUUCCUUCCUUCCUGCAUAAUAGAUUUCCAAUUCCUCUUCACAUAUAUAGUAAUGCAGGAACACUUAAAGCAAGUUUAAUAAUGUACUGGUUUCUUAACUUCACUACAAUGAACUAAUCUAAGGUCAUGUUCGAGUAGGACAGCUACAAAUGAUGCUACCCUGUCCACUCUCACAGAUCACACAGUACAAGAUGCUUCCACUGGCAAGAAACCUUUAGGUCUGGCUAGUCUGGAUAGUAACUUGGAAAUUUAAGCCCUGAUAUAUUUAUUAUAAUGAGAUUUAUAUAAUACAACAUGAACUUAAUCAUGAAAACUGCCCUAUUUUUUCCCCAUUCCUUACACACUUGAUAUUAUUUCUAGGAGUACAUAAACUGUGAUUCAAUUUUUAAAAAAUAUAUCUGUCACAGAGUCAAGUGUAAGUACUUUUCUGUAAACUAACUGUUUUGUUUCUUUUGGCUUGAAUAUAGAACAGACCACCCAGUUUUCCCUUAAGGAUUUCCAACUUAGUUGUCACCAUCCCAUAUUUAUUACUCAUCAUCCGUUUCCUUGUGAUUGAGGAACCAGGUUCCUAAUUAUAUAUAUAUUUUUACUCAGUAUUUCCAUCCAAAGUUUUUAUAGCAUUACAGUCAUAAAAGUAACUGGAAAUAAAAUCUAAAUAUAUUACAUAAAUGCUACUCUAGUGCUAUCAAAAAGACCUGCAAGAUUUUUUAAAAAGAACACUGUAGCGUUAGGAAUACAAACGUGUUCUACUAACGUUAUAGUGUUCUACUAUUUAUCAGAUUGACUUAUCUUUUAGCCCUGGUCUCUGUGCUGCCAUCCAGUCUCCCUGGCUGAGAUCAUCAAUCUUAAUCAGGUCAGCCAAUCCAAUGCUUCCCCAUUGCAUAUCUAUGGGGAACGUUGAGCAUCUCCAUGCAGAGCGUGGAAAUGCUGAAUGUCAGUCCUCGGAUUUGUCACUGGGGUGAACUUAGGCAGCCAUGUAAACAGUGCCAUUUCUCGGAAAAGGCAGUGUUUACACUGCUGAGACUGCAGGCUAUAUACCCUAAGCCAGCUACAUUAAGCUGUAGUGGUUCUGAAGACUACAGUGUCCCUUUGAAAAAAAAUCUUGAAAAACUAUAUUGCAACAACAAACAAGCAGUGAUUCUCAAAAUUAGUAAAUGCAUAGUAGUUUAAAAUUCUGGAUCAGUAGGGUUGGAUACUCUAAUACUGCAACACAUUACAUUCAACUAAAGCAGGCUUCCCCAAACUCCGGCCCUCCAGAUGUUGCUGAACUACAACUCCCAUGAUUCUCAGCCUAUCUAUUUAAUUAAUAGAAUAAUGGGAGUUGUAGUUUAGCAACAUCUGGAGGGCCAGAGUUUGGGGAAGCCUGAACUAAAGGAUAUAAUUCUUAUAACAUGCAGAAAAGAAUGCUGCCAAAGUAGAGGCUCUCAGAUUGACUGUCAAUCUUAUUUGUUCUCUGUAGAUCUCGUGCCGUUUGGGAAACAUAUUUCACAUGGCGAAUCUUCCAAUAACGGGACCCAUGCCAUCCACUGCCCAAGUGUCAACAGACCAGCCAACGGAUGUAUUAUCACCCCUUCAAUGCAACAACAGCAACAUGGUUCCAAGUCCCUGUCCAAAGGAUUCAGAUAUUCUGAAGGCUACAGAAUCAAUGACAUCCGAAACAAAGGAGAACUCCUGCGAUUUACCUUUGACACAAAAUGAAUUUCAGAUGAACUAUCUCAAAGGUUGAGUGGCUACGACGGCAAAAUGGAAGUUUGUAGUAGUAAAUAUUGUUCAAUAUCUGUUUUGCACUGCCUCAUAGUUACACAGAGAAAUGUACAUGAAAAGAGAUAAUAUGUAACACGGCCUUUUCUGGAAUGUAAUAAAAUGUCUAUCUAUAUUUAGUAAACAGACAGAGAAGAUGAUUCUCUUA